Dalotia coriaria is the source of this 6279-nucleotide messenger RNA. Its product is annotated as protein qui-1. Bases 605 to 5428 code for a protein of 1607 amino acids. Gene Ontology annotation, molecular function: protein binding. The record is from RefSeq and is a predicted model, not a curated record. The transcript is spliced from 18 exons. NCBI's taxonomy places the organism in Eukaryota, Metazoa, Arthropoda, Insecta, Coleoptera, Staphylinidae.
GUGGCGAACGCGCGUGUACGAGCAGUGCGCGUUCGACUCGCGUUCGCGUCGCAUCGUGCGUGACCGCCUCCACCGGGUCAGGUACAACAGCCGCCGCCGCCACCGCCGCCGCUGCCAGUCAUUACUCAUUGAAUAAUACUCCCCGGUGCUCUCUCGGUCGUCGCCGGUGCGAAUAGUGCGACUAUUGAUCCUAUACACCACCCGCACCCGCACAUACGCCACUUGUUGGAUAUUUGUCUCGAUAUGUUUCGCAAUUGUUGCGCGCGGUGAGAACAACUACUUUACCAGGUAAUUGCCGGCAACAAAAGCGAACAAAUGCUUUGCUUCCGAGUGUCUAGUGCGCGCUGCUGUGGAAAUAAACAGCGAGCCGGAUCGUAGGCGUUCGACCGCGAGAUUAUUUGUUAUUUCAACUUUUCGGCGCGUAUAAAUAGAAUAAUAAAUUGAUCGGAAUGUCAAAAGUUUUUGAGGCGUUAUAUUGGUGGCGAGCGUGAAUUUUUCUCAGCAGAAAAGUAACAGGUGUUUGGAGAAGAUCUACGUUUAAAGAAAUAAAUAAUCGUCCGGAAGUAUCUGGUUUCUUUUAAGUGGAAAAAGAAGCCCGUGAAAGAUGAGCGCCAACCCGAGCACCACGCCGAAGAACACGAAAAAUGACGACACGAUAUUGGAGAUUCUGCAAGGACACAGGACAAGCAAGUGGCCCGCGCCGAAAUUGGUGAAGAUUUUUAUCGCUAGUGAUAAACAAGACUUUGCAGAGGAGAGAAAACUAUUGCUGGAAUUUGUAGGGCCGGAGCUGCAAAUUGUUUGCAAUGAAUACCAAAUUGAGGUGGAACUUGUCGAUAUGCAUUAUGGAACUAGUGAAGCUGUUGUAUAUGAUCCAGCACUGCAAGAAGAUCAUCUAGAUCAAAUACGGGCAUGUCAUCAAGUCUCCAGAGGAUGUUUUUUUCUACCUCUACUUGGAAAUAAAUACUCACCAUGCGCGUUACCAUAUCGUAUCAGCUCGGAAAUCAUGUCCGCCAUGUUGAAAAUCAACGCAGACAUCUUAAGUAAAUGGUAUAUACAAAAUGGCGAUGAAUAUAUCUUAAAAAGUGAUUACAAAAAAUUAAAAUAUGACGAAUGGAAACCGAUUGCUGACAAUCUGCAUCAGGCGAUAACCGAAGCAAUAAACCAACAGGACGAGCCAACAAAGCGGAAGUGCGCGUCGCUGUUGCAAUCGAUAGUCGAGCGACAAUUCCACCACGCUAUCGGAUUGGCACCUGGCACCGCGCAUCGUGUACUCAGCGUCCUGCGGGACUUCGAUCCGCUACCAACAACAACACCGGAUGCGACGUCAACGUCUAACGAGUAUAGAUUCCAAAAUAUCGUUGAGGCUCUAAUACCGGAAGAGAACCGAUGUUAUUUCAAAGUGCCUUGGAGAAGCGGAGGAUUGGAUCCAGAGCACAACGAUCACGAAGCAUACCUCAACAAAUUCAAAAACACAAUCCUCAAUAAACUGCAGACGAUGAUCAAGAAGUCUCUCGAUGAUGAACCCGACCUCAAAUCGCGCAAAAAGAUCGUCGAGGAGAACUUUCAGGAAAACAUCACUCACCUAACGAUUAAUCACUUUGAAAAACCUGUUAUUGACUUUUCUCAGUCUGACCUCCUUGAUCGCAUCGAGAAGGUUGUUCUUAAUACGACGCAUACCCGUCACAAUCCUAUUAUUAUUUAUGGCAAUACCGGAUCGGGAAAAACGUCACUGAUCAAAACUGUCUACAAACAAUUUGAGUCGUGGUUCUCUUGUAAAUUAUUACGAAUUGUCCGCUCGAUUGCAAGGACUCCUCGGUCAUCCUACAAUUUGGAGUUGUUAAGGGUUAUAUGUCAACAGAUUUGUAUAGCUUUGAAACUUCCCGAUGGGUUUUUACCAAAGGACGCCUCGUUUGACCCGUUGUAUAUUAAUAAUUGGUUUCAAACUCUUCUGCGUAUGUUUGAAGAUAUGAAUCAGGUGUUAGUGAUAUUCCUGGAUGAUCUGCAUUUGUUGAAUCCAUUGGAUUCGGAUCUGGUGUCGGCAUUAAGCUGGUUACCAAUCAGUUUACCGAAAAAUUGUUAUUUAAUUUGUACCAGUGGAGUUGAACUUGAUGGGUUGAGACUUACGCCUGUACAAAAAGAAAGAAUGAAACAUCCUGAUUGCUAUAUGGAGUUACCAGGUGUUGGAGGGUUCCAUGAACAAUUGGAUGAAACAUUUUCUACUUUGGAGUUAACUUUUGGUACACCCGCUAUUAAAAGAUUAUCUUCGUUUAUUACCUGUGCGGAAUAUGGUUUGACAGAAACUGAAUUAUUAGAGAUGUUGAUGCCUACCAGUAAUGUCACAACUGAAUCAGUGAUAAACAUUGAAAAUGCAGAUUUUAAUUUUUCCACGUUAUGUUCAGUAAGAAGAAAAAUGAGUGACCUUUGUUGUGAGAAGCUAAUGAGUGGUAAACUGCUCAUUGAAUGGCGACAUCAGAAUAUUAAAGACUUUGCAAGGAAAAGAUAUCUAACCUCACAGGAAGUGCAAAAGAGUGUGCAUACAGAAAUAGCCAACAUGUUCUUCUCAGAAUUCUGUGAUGAGGAGAAUAGUGAAUCUGAAGAUGAACCAGCUCCUUUACCUUCAGACAUCAAAGAAACUCCUUUCCAAUCAACCCUACAUAGUGACGUCACUUACAGUCUCCGCCAUGUUGAAGAAUCAUGGAUACACCUCCUCAAAGCAGGAGAUGUCCUAAAACUGAAAACAUUGACCAUGUGCAAUUAUGAUUUUAUGUUGGCCGCUGUCCACACAAUAUCCGUAAGUUACCUGCGUUGCGUGCUAGAACACGUUCGGUGUUACCUGCUGGACAGAGAGAUUGAAUUGAUCUAUCAUGCCAUUCGCAAAGCAACUGAUAUUUUAACGAAAGACACCUAUCAACUAGGCACACAAAUCAUUGCCUGGUUGCGUCCGGUAGUAGAAAAAUCCGGUUCAGGGCUAAUGAACACCCUGGUCACCGCUGCAAUGGCCUGGUGUGACGGGUUUACCCUUCCUUUGGUAGUACCAUUAACUGACUGGGUACAACCCACACUACCAUCACAAAGUAAAAUUGUAAACACACCAGGUGUGCGUUUGAUAGAAUCAACCCCAAGUGGUCAACAUGUAAUCUGUUGUCCUGAUAAUGAACCUCAACUGUGGCACAUCAUGAGCAACACUCUGGUACACACCUUCAAAGGUCACACAGGCAUGGUCAUCUGUAUGGCUGUGACAAAACAAUCGCAAUACCUCCUCACAGGAUCAGAAGAUCUUAGUAUCAUUGUCUGGGACCUUAGAGGUCUUACUAUGACCCUGAAAAUAAUGGAGCAUAUAGCACCAGUGUUGUGUAUUACCAGCGCAUUGAACAACUCUGUGAUUGUCAGUGGAGGCGAGGAAAGUAGUAUUAUUGUUAGUUCAUUGGGAAAGGGUCAAGUGGUGAUGAAGAUUGACCAUCAUCGUGGACCUGUGACUGCUGUAAAAGUUACCUCAGCCGGAGAUGUUUUGGUCUCGGGGAGUCACGACGCAACUGUAUGUCUGUGGUCUUUGGAAACAUUCACGAUACUGAAUACAAUUCAAAUGCAAUCUCCAGUGAGGAUGAUUGAUGUCUCCAGCGAUUCAGUUUUUUUAUUGACUGCUUGUUUGGAUAAUAAUCUUUAUCUGCGUACUCUAGCAACUGGUACCGAGUUGCAUUCGCUCAGUGAACACAAAUCCCGAGUCAAGUCUAUUUGUUUGGCUCAAGAUAGUUGUCGAGCAGUAGUGGGAUGCACAGACGGACGGGUUUAUAUCUACGAUGUUCAUAGUGGAAAACUAGCAAAAACACUUUCAGGUCAGCAGGGUGAAGUAUCCGCGGUGCGGGUUACAGAUAAAGAUGAUUUCCUACUUACCGCAGGUGGAAAUAAAGUGCUCUUCUAUCCGUUUCGAUCCGAUGAUAACGUGCGGAGUCUGCUCAAACUGAAAAAGUCCGCACACCAUCUACUCCCACAUACUGGUUACAUCACCUGCGUCGAGAUUGCACGAGAUGGACUCUUGUCCGCCACCGGAGCGAGCGAUAAUCUCGUCAACGUGUGGCAGCUCAACACGCAUGAACUGCUUCUAACUCUCAACAGCCAUUCAGCCGCCAUCACGGAUGUCAGUUUCGCGCCGAAUACUUUAUUCGUUGCCUCCUCGUCCGAAGAUAAAACAGUUAAAGUUUGGGGCUUGACUUUGGGAUCCCUUGUGGCCACUUUCAAAGGUCACCAAGCACCGGUUUCCACCGUGAUGGUCAUGAUGGAUUCAACACGGAUUAUCUCAAGCGAUCGUAAUGAUACCCUCUGUAUAUGGUUAGCUGACAACGGGAACUUGAUACAAUCAGUGGCAGGACCAUCUAAUUGUGUUGGAGUGACCAAUAAUAUGAAAUACGCAUUGUGUACAAAUGCGGAGACAACUCUCAAGAUAUGGUCCUUGGUUCGUGAAGAUGAAAAAUACACUGUAUCUCAUUCUGAAGAGAUCACAUGUUUUGUAAUUACAAUGGAUUCUCUGCAUGUGAUCACAGGGUCCAGGGAUAUGUCUUUGAAGGUGUGGCAGACUUCCGGUGGGAAGUUGUCUCAGGUAUUCAUUGGUCACACUGAUGCAGUCACUUGUGUUGCUGUUUCCGCUGCGGAUAAAAACAUAGUCAUUAGUGGAUCAUGUGAUUGUAAUCUUAUUGUUUGGGAUAUCAAUACUGGAGCUGACCUGCAUACGCUAUCAGCCCACCUGAGUUAUAUUACCUGUGUGAAGUGCUCGGGAGAUGGCACCAUAGCCAUUUCCGGUUCGGAUGAUAAAAGUAUCAUUAUUUGGGAUACAAAGAGAGGGUUGCCACUGACGUCCCUACAAAUGCAUUCUUGUGUGAUGCGUGUGGAACCAUCUUCUGACCUGUCGCGGAUUUCGGUUAUGCUGAAAGAUACGCAAUAUAUGCCAAUUAUUUGUCUGCAUAAUACACCGGCAAAGUAUGUUAAAUUGCCUACAUACUGUGCACCUGAAAAGGAUAUAAUUGAAAAUCCUACUAAAGCUGCACCAAAACGUCAACUACGGCGUUUGCUCAAGAAAGAAGUGUCGCUGGACACGUACACGUGGCAGAAAAAAUAUGCGCACUUAACCUCAAAUCUAGUUAUACCAGCGGUUGAUGAGAGAUUCAAGCGCAGGUUUUCUGUUUCGGCGAGUAUGGAGGAAAUUUCCAAGAUACCACAAAAAGAUGGCCAAGGCGGGUUGCCUAACAAGCAAGGAUCUCUAGCCCAGAGUCAACAUUUUGAUCAACUGGAAGCUUUGUGGAAUAAACGAUCUCCUCCCAGACGUAAAUUACAACAAUCGCUGUCAAAACAAUCUUCACUUGCUGAAUCACACCAGGACUCAUCAGAUGAAGAUCAAUUUGAUGAAAGCGGACCAUGCUCGAUACCAAAACGAUAAGCAACUUGUUGUACAACUUGAUUUUCCUACUUUUAUAACGACACAAGUCCCAUGAAUCAUUGCGCAGUGCUCUUACUUCCACACUACACCUACACUCGUUGAUUAGCUAAUUCUAACCUAUUUUUACACCUCUCUUCCUCACAAUCAGACCUGUCCAAUAAUUUCUAUUGUUUUCUGUUUUCUCCUCCAAAAAUUGGGCAUGUCUGGUUUAUGUGUUAUAGAAAUAAUGCAAACAUAGAGAGACAAUCGUUUAACAAAGCAUAGAAUAUAUAUGAAUAGAUCACAAUCAGCAAAACAAUAUUAUCUAAAAGUGUAGUCGUAUUAAAAUAGUUACGAAUCAAUUAGAAAAUAGCGCGUGCGCUUGCAAUAUUUAAUUAUUAAUUGUCGUCACACAAUAUACAUCUGAAUGUUGCACGUUGAGUUGAUGUAUAUGCAAAACAAAUUGACAGACGAUGAUUCGGUUCGCCGCCGAGACAAUAUCGAACAAAUAGCGUUAGCUGAAAUAACUAGACACAAACUGUAGCUCUAAUAGAAUAUAAGCGUAAGAAAAAUGUCGCACAAUGACAAUGAAUCUAAUCGAUUUAUGAUUAUUUCCAAGCAUAUACACGUACAUGUUAUAUGUAUGUUAUCUCUCUCUUUCUGUGAUGUAAACUAAAAAUUUAUUCGAAUUAUUCGAGUCUUAACUAAAUGCAAACAUUAAUAUGAAAUUAAAAACACAAAUCGGAAGACAACCUCAUACCUCUAGAUGAGUAAUAUAUCCAGAGUAUAAAACAAACAUUGUAAUUGUUAGAAAAUAAAUAAACUGUUGUUUUUAUAAUAAAAUGGCGGCACAUGAGUCCAACUUUAAAAUA